GGGCGGUCCGGCCCUCUCAGUGGUCCGGCCGCAGCCGGAACCGCGGCGGCGCGGACGGCGGAGCGAGGAGCGAGCCGGAGCGCGGGGAGGGACGGACCGGGACGAUGGCGUCCCCGGCGCGGUGGAACCACGUGUGGGUCGGGGCCGAGACCGGCGCCCUCAAAGGCGUGAACCUGCAGCGGAAACAGGCUACAAACUACACGAGCGCCGGGUCGCUGAGCCGGGCCCAGGGCGUCUGCGCGCUGUGCUGGGGGGACACCGCCGAGUCUGAGGUGCUGGUGGGGUGCCUGGACCGAGCUGUGAAGCUCUUCAGCACUGAGAAGGGAAAGUUCACGGCGACACGUCUCUGUCCCGGCGGCCAGGGCCCCUUCUGUGGCCUGACGGCUCAUGGCAGCACCCUCAUCACCUGCGUGGAGUCAGGGCUGCUCAAGGUGUGGCGUGAGGAUGACGCUGAGAACCUGGAGCUGCAGGCAGGCACUGGGCUGUGCCGCAUGCGCCAGGACCCGUCACGGCCCCAGCGUGUUGCCACUGGCGGCCGGGAGAACAGCCUCAAGAUUUGGGACCUGCAGCGGCCCCAGGAGCCCCUCUUCCGCGCCAAGAACGUGAGGAACGACUGGCUCAACCUCCGUGUCCCCAUCUGGGACCGUGACCUCCAGUUCCUGCCUGGCUCCGACAAGAUUGUGACGUGCACCGCGCACCACCAGGUGCGUCUCUACGACCCCAGCUCCCCGCAGCGGCGGCCGGUGCUGGAGACGUCCUUCGGCGAGCACCCACUCACCGCACUCUCCCUCACGCCAGGGGCCAACUCGGUGGUGGUGGGCAGCACCCACGGGGACCUGGCUGUGAUCGACCUGCGCCAAGGGCAGCUGCUGCGGUGCCUGAAGGGCGUCGCGGGAGGUGUGCGUGGGCUCCAGUGCCACCCCAGCCGACCCCUCGUGGCCUCCUGCGGCCUCGACCGCUUCCUCCGCAUCCACCAGCUGCGAGACAAGCGGCCACAGCACAAGGUAUAUUUGAAGUCCCGGCUGAACUGCCUGCUGCUGAGCAGCCACCAGGACUGGGAGGCCCUGGAGGCACCGUCUCCCAUGGCAGACGGGAACCAGGACAAAGAUGGGCACAAGGACGGGGACGAGGACGACGCCGAUGCACUCUGGGCUGCCAUGGAGCCAGUGCCCUCCCCAACUCCCCCCAGCUGCCGGCCCACCAAGCGCAAGAGCCCAGGGCCGUAAGGGCCACGGGGGGGCUUGCUGCCAGCAGGGCCCCCCCCAGCCUCGGUGCCGGUGCCGAUCCCGGCCCCCAUAAAGGACUUUCUGACCGGA
This is a messenger RNA of Rhea pennata, 1316 nucleotides long. It is a transcript of the gene WDR74, whose product is annotated as WD repeat domain 74. Gene Ontology annotation, biological process: ribosomal large subunit biogenesis. Gene Ontology annotation, molecular function: protein binding. Lineage: Eukaryota; Metazoa; Chordata; Aves; Rheiformes; Rheidae. Gene Ontology annotation, cellular component: preribosome, large subunit precursor; nucleolus. The record is from RefSeq and is a predicted model, not a curated record. The transcript has 11 exons. The coding region runs from base 105 to 1226 and encodes 373 amino acids.